Molecule: messenger RNA, 938 nt
Organism: Nicotiana tabacum (common tobacco)
Lineage: Eukaryota; Viridiplantae; Streptophyta; Magnoliopsida; Solanales; Solanaceae
Source: RefSeq, a predicted model, not a curated record
CUCCAAAAGCUCUUUAAUCAUAAAAAUUAUUAGAACAAAAAGAGAAACUCUUUCUCAUAGUUUGCUGCCACUGCCACUGCCAUCUUCUUUUAUUUCAAUUGUUGCUAUCUACUACUUUUAUACUAACCAUGCAAGAAAAAACAAGAAUGCAGAAGAAGAGAUCUGUGGUUGGUCGUAGAGCUUGGAACAUUCUUCGCGUUGCCUUGUUAUGGGCAAGAAAAGGUGGCAUUUUCAAGAACAGACACCUUAUGUCCGAUCUCCGUUUGCUUCCUAAAUAUAUUAAAAGUCUUCGUCAUAGCAACGACUAUGGGUAUGGCAGUGCACUACAUUAUGGAGAGCGUGAGCUUUCCUUUGAUGACACCCCUAUCAUUCACGUUAAGAUGCAUCGCCCUCCUUCCCUUCGUUUCAAGAUGCCUAACAUCCCCUGUAUUAAACCACAAGUCGAUUUUGACUUUGAAAAUGAUCGUGAUCAUGAAGAUCAUGAAAUGUACAAUGGUAAUGAUGAUGAUGAUGAUGAUAUUCCUAGGAAGAGUUUCUUGAAGUGUACGGAAGAUGUAAAUGAAGAGGAUACAUAUGCAAACUGUGAGUUAUCUGAGGAGAUUAGUUGUCCCGGAGAUGAAGCUAUUGAUAUGAAGGCUGAGGAAUUUAUUGCAAAGUUCUAUGAACAAAUAAAGCUGCAAAGACAAAUAUCAUAUUUACAAUACCAUGAGACGACGCUCGCUAACUAAAGGUGCAAAUAGACAGACACUUGCAGGCGCUUUCCACUCGCCAAUUUUCAUUCUUUUUGGAUGUCAUUAUUCUUGUUUCAAUUUCAUACUGGCUAGUAGUAUUCUUUCUGUAUAGGAUGCAUUACGUUGCGGAUUAUUUGUAUAUAGAAGAGGUAUUGAUCAGUAUUCUACUCCUCACUGCAAAAUGAGAUCAGCUCAAACUUUUUUUUA